Salvelinus sp. IW2-2015 is the source of this 820-nucleotide messenger RNA. RefSeq lists its product as uncharacterized. Lineage: Eukaryota; Metazoa; Chordata; Actinopteri; Salmoniformes; Salmonidae. The record is from RefSeq and is a predicted model, not a curated record. The annotation marks the transcript as partial. The transcript has 5 exons.
GGGAGAGGGAAGUGACGUACGAAAACAAACGGCAAAGAUGGCGUCACAUUCAAACGGAUAUUGAGACAAACAUCUGGGACAACAGACUAGAAUCUGUAAGUCUGGACAGAGUAUCCUCUCUYACCUGGCAUUAUGCCAACGGAAAGACCAGCGGCAGUCACUUCGGAGCGGCUCCGYCAUCAUGACCGACCCAGACGAAAGGACAGUGUGCAGUCCAAGCCCUCCCUGCGGGCCUCACACCCCCGAUCAGCGGCUACUGCAGCCAAGUGCUGCGAGGAUGAGAUCAACAGACUGAAGGAGAUAAUCUGUGCUCUGCAGGCUGAGCGUCAGCAACAGCGUUCCAGGGAAGAGGAGGGGGACAAGCUGGGGGGUGUUGGACUGGGACCGCGGGGGCCCGAGGAGCUACGAUGGAGGAUCAACCAGCUGGAGAGAGACAAGCUGGAACUAACCUCCAAACACAAUGAACAGGUAUCCUCUCUAGAGGGCCAGGUGACCAGGCUGAGAGCAGCAGUGGAGAGAGGAGAGGCACAGAGACAGACUCUUGAGUAUGAUAUGGCUGUAACCAGGAAGGAGGCUGGAGCGGAGAGAAGUAACGUCCAGGAAAACAUGGCUGCUCUCUGCAGUCAGAAUGAACAACUCAUGGAGCUGCAGCAGAAAGUGUGUGUCCUUCAGAAGGCUCUGGAGAUCACCGGAUGGCCCGGGAAGAGGACCAGCAUGCAUUGCAACAGGAAGUGGAGGAGCGGGACGGACGUGCUGAGCGCUAACACAGAGAAUGAUCAGCUCACCGCUGAGAACAAAACACCUACACACCCUGCUGCAG